CCAAGGCAUUGCCUCUACAUUCUUCUUUCUGGGGAGUAAUUGGGUAUCUAUGGCGGCGAAGACAGCGGGCGAACCCAUGAGUGGGAAGCUGGAGGCAGAGGUGGAGCUCCAUUGCUCGCCGGCAAAGUUCUACGACGUGUUCAGGAACACAGCUCACCACAUGCCAAACCACUCCCCGACUCAUAUUCAGGCGGUGCAAGUCCACGAGGGCGAUUGGGAUUGUCAUGACACCGUCAAAUUCUGGAUCUACACCUGCGAGGGGAAGCUGGAGGUGUUCAAGGAGAGAGUGGAGUACGACGAUGCCAAGAGAACGGUGAAGCUGAAUGGGCUGGAGGGGGAUGUGAUGAAGCUGUACAAAGUGUACAACGUAAUCUAUGAAUUUGUAGCUAAGGAGGACGACAAUGGCGAGGGGAAGCAGCAGGGGGUGGCCAAACUGACGAUUGAAUACGAGAAGCUGAAACCAGAUGUGCCGCUU
Linum tenue is the source of this 475-nucleotide messenger RNA. The record is from the annotation of a GenBank genome assembly. Lineage: Eukaryota; Viridiplantae; Streptophyta; Magnoliopsida; Malpighiales; Linaceae.